AUGCUCGGACAUAUCGCCGGAAGACCCUCGCCCUCCUGGGAUAAGAUCCAAGCGAUCGUCGUCCUCCUCAUGAGCUAUGUCGCACUCAGGAAGGUCCCAGCAGCAGGUCCGCGUCCAUUCCAGAAGCUCCAUAACCUCCUGAAAACAUAUACGCCGUGGCAGAUCCUCAUCGGUGCCCUCACCACGUUGUACGCUGCACACCACGCCGAUCUCCUCCUCGGUCUUACCCCCGCCGAACCCGAAAAAAAGAUGUUCUCGCGUAGGUACACGCCUGGAUACACCAGAGGCCUCUGGAUCCUCUCCGCCCUCGACGCAGGAUUCUUCACCUCCCAAAACAUCCGCCCCAAACCCCUCCGCGACACAAUGUCCGCCAUCUUUUCCAUCUUCUACCUCUUCUUCCCUAAACGCGCCGUCGAGAAGAACAACAUGAUGUUGAAGGUCAUCACGGCGACCCAUAUGCGUCGGUCCUGGGAGAAGAUGUUGCACCCUGCUAUUCGGUUGAUGACCUGGAUCAAUGCGCCGAGGUUGGGGAUUCGAAGGGAGAUUGUAGUUCGGCUGUCGAAGGGCGAGGGGUAUCAUUCGGAUUCGGAGGUUGUAGUCACGAUCUUGUUCAAGGGUACCGAGGAGGAGUAUGCUUCUUCUGAAUCUAUCAUCCUCGACAUUCCAGGUGGCGGAUUCGUCGCCAUGCGUCCUUCGUGUCAUGCGGAUUACUUGAUGGCGUGGGCUGGACAGACAAAUAUCCCCAUUAUCAGCAUCGACUACAAGAAGGCUCCCGAGUUCCCCUUUCCCCACGGCCUCAACGAGUGUUUCGAUAUCUACAAGUUGAUCGUCGCAACCAAGGGAACCUGCAUUGGACUGAAGGGCGCAGUCCAACCCCGCAUUGCCCUCACCGGUGACUCUGCAGGAGGCACGUUCGCGGCGUCGGCGAUGAACAUGAUUAUCGAGCACCGCCCAGUACUUCCCAAGCCCGUGGGUCUGUUGAUGGUCUACCCCUGCAUGCACGUCGGUCUUGACUUCUGGAUCAGCAACAGCGACUUGGCAGUCAUCGAGGAAGAGAUCGAGCGCGGACAUAUUCCUGAGGAUAUCCUGAAGGCGCGUCCUGGACGUGGAGAUGGCAUGACCCUGAACAGCAAGGCUGCCUUCAUGGAUGACCAAGUCCUUGGUUCUUCGUUCCUACGUGCGUUGAUGGUGAUGUACAUUGGAGGGGACACAAAGCUGGACCACAAGUCAAACUACCUGGUCUCACCCAUCUAUACACCGGAUCACAUCCUGGCACAAUAUCCCCGUACCUACAUCAUCACUGGCGAGAAGGACCCCCUGGUCGACGACUCGAUUAUCUUCAUGGCCAAGAUGCGUCGCGCCAAGCGCGCAGCCGGGGCAGAUCUCGAGAGCGACACCCUCCGAAUUGUCUCUGGUGUCUCGCAUGCGUUCAUGCAGAUGACUGGCGUCGUCCCCGAGAUGAAGGAGCUGGUCCGUGUUGUUGGUGAGGAGCUUUUGGAUAUGAUCAAGGCUCCUCAGGUUCAACUGGGAGUCCAGGCAUGGGGUGAUGCGAGUGUCCAGUCGGUUAAGGAAGGUGGGGAGGAGUCGGAUCUGGGAUUGGUCAAUGUGCGUCCGGCAACAUUGCCGAACCCUCGUCAGACCAGUGCUGCGGUCUUGAAGUGGGAGCAGGAAUUCACUCGCGAUGCCGUUACUAUCUACGAGCACCGCCGUGUUGCCUACUUGGACCAGCUCGGCAUUGAUACUCACGACGACGACAGCGGUCAUAUCUGA
This is a messenger RNA of Linnemannia hyalina, 1770 nucleotides long. The record is from the annotation of a GenBank genome assembly. Lineage: Eukaryota; Fungi; Mortierellomycota; Mortierellomycetes; Mortierellales; Mortierellaceae.